Psylliodes chrysocephalus is the source of this 537-nucleotide messenger RNA. Lineage: Eukaryota; Metazoa; Arthropoda; Insecta; Coleoptera; Chrysomelidae. The record is from the annotation of a GenBank genome assembly.
AUGUCAUCUAAUUUAUCUGAAAAAUUGUUUUUAUCGAAUACUACAACAUCAACAUCUGAAGUUUAUAGCUCAACUAGUGAAACUUUCGCUCUACAAGAUAUUCACUUUGAACGUCUAAAUACUGUUUCAAAAACAUUAAAUUUAUCUCCGAUUAAUAAAAAAGAUAUAGAUCGAUCGAAAACUUAUGCUUGGAAGGAAUUACAUGACAUGAAAUCUAAGAUACAAUCAUGCUUUGAACAUGUAACAGAUGUUUUCGAUUCAGCUAAAGAUAGUAAUUCGACGAUUGACGAUGAUCCAGAACUAACUAGAAGAGAAAUAGUAGAAGAAUUAAAACAUAAAUUUGAUAAUACUAGUAAAUGGAGUGAAAAAUUACAAAUUUUAUCUGUUCUUCCAUCAAGUUGGUCUAUAGAAAAAAUUGUAAAUACCUUUGGAGCAUCUUCUUACAUGGAAGUCGAGUUAAUCAAAACCCAUUCAACCACAGGUAUAUUACAUGAACUUGCACUAGUAGAAUACUUUGAACAUGAUGGUUCGGAAUAA